Molecule: messenger RNA, 1107 nt
Organism: Priapulus caudatus
Lineage: Eukaryota; Metazoa; Priapulida; Priapulimorpha; Priapulimorphida; Priapulidae
Product: glycine-rich cell wall structural protein 1.8-like
Exons: 7
Coding region: 107-874 (255 amino acids)
Source: RefSeq, a predicted model, not a curated record
GCAGUAGAAUCGCUAUAAAAAGGACGUGUAGAGAUCUCUACCGCAUCCACUCGCUUCUGAUCGCUCUGUGAAGACUAUCGUCAGCACUCGUCUAACCACAAGAAUCAUGAAGGUCACGCUUUGUAUUCUGGGACUUUUCGCGGUCAUCGCUUUGGCCGCCGCGCAGUACGGCCAUGGUGGUUACGGCGGCAAUGGCGGAUACGGUGGAUACGGUCUCGCCGGAGGUUAUGGUGGAUACGGUCAUGGGGCAGGAUAUGGAGGAUACGGUAAUGGAGCAGGAUAUGGAGGAUACGGUCUGACAAGCGGACAGGGUACUUUCGCUGGCCACCGCGCUCCCUACGGCUACAGAGGUUCCGCACGUCGCCACGUGUACGGCGGAAGAGGAUUCGGAUACAACUAUGGCGGAUACGGACAUAAUCAUGAAAGGUCACGCUUUGUAUUCUGGGACUUUCGGACGAGAUCUCUACAUCAUCCACUCGCUUCUGAUCGCUCUGUGAAGACUAUCGUCAGCACUCGUCCAACCACAAGAAUCAUGAAGGUCGCUCUCUGUAUUCUGGGACUCUUUGCAAUAAUCGCAUUGGCCGCCGCGGAACACUGGGGCCAUGGUGGUUACGGCGGCUAUGGCGGAUACGGUGGAUACGGUCUCGCCGGAGGUUACGGCGGAUACGGUCAUGCAGCAGGAUAUGGUGGAUACGGUCAUGGAGCAGGAUAUGGAGGAUACGGUAAUGGAGCAGGAUAUGGAGGAUACGGUCUGACAAGCGGACAGGGCACUUUUGCUGGCCACCGUGCUCCCUACGGCUACAGAGGUUACGCACGUCGCCACGUGUACGGCGGAAGAGGAUUCGGAUACAACUAUGGCGGAUACGGACAUUAAAAUACUCCAUUAGAUAUGAUGCUUAAAUAAUAAUAAUUUCUAAAUUUGUGACCAGCAGUGAUCACGUCGCAAAAUAUUACAACGAUGUUAAAAAACAACGAGGGUUUUUUUAUGGCACGGUGAUUUUAUUAGGUUGUUGUCAUCGCGAAUUCUUUUUAUACGUCAUUGCAAACGCCAAUUAGAUUAUAAUGUAAAGUGCUAAAAUAUAUUGUAACAUAAUUGUGCAAAUUCUU